CAGUGGAGGAGGGAUACACGACCUACGUUCCUUAACUGCGACAAAUCGCAGUUAAGAAGAACAGAUACUGAAAAGUAGCAUUCACAGAAUUCACUGAUAUCGGAAAAUCGCAGUUUAGCCCAUCACUACCUUAUAACACACUUAUCUUCUGCUGCCUUCACUAUUACCUCCACCAGAGCUACCCAUACUUCUUCUACAGUCGUUCCCUAAUACUCUCUCUGAAACUCUCUGCAGCCCCUGGUUCUAUCAGGUUACCCAAAUGCUGUUAUGUAUAAUUCAAAAUAACGUAAUACUUAUGUCCAACAUUUUUAAAGGCUUCUCUUUAGUAGCUGAACUCGAACUUAUGAAAAUAAAACGAAAGUAACAGUUGUUUACAGUAGAAACAUACGGCAUUGUACAUACAGGAAGGAGGGGCAGUGACUCAAAGAUAGACUACACGAAGCAGGCGCAAUGACAAAAACGAAACAACGAGCCAGUUUACCAACAUUACCAUGUUAGCUGGUGACAAUUUCACCUUAUUCAUAAGGUAUAAGAUAUUUCUGGCAGGCUUUGGUUCUUGUAUUCUUAGCUGCUAUACAAAAGCACGAAUGAUUCACACCAAACGGGCUCCAAAUGGAGAGCUAAAAACACAAAGAAGGAAUAUUAGGAAAGCAAGGGUUCAUACAGGGACUUCAGUGCCCAAAGAACAGAAUAUGAAUCAUAUGGAUGGAAUAAACUAUUUGAUGAACGGCACUAAAGUCAAGAUUUCUGUAUCACCAAGGGAGAUGUGGAAGAAGCAUUUGGAAGACAGUUCAGUCACAGAAAAUUUCAUCCCAAAUACAACUAGAGUUGAGGAAACAGCACACUGUUCAGAGAAAUUUCUUGAAAUGUCAAAUUCUGGUCAGUAUCUUUUGGCACAUAUGAGGGAGACUUCAAGAAUUUCCCCUGGAUCAGAUGGUUCAUCCUCUUUAUCAGAUAAUAGUCAUCAGCUCAAAAGCAGUUGUAAGAGAGGUCAACUUUCAAAUUCAAAUAAUGAGGAACAAACAAAUUCAAAGAAUGCGAUUGAUUACAAUAUUGAUAUGGACAUACACUUAAGGAAGAAAAAGAAACAACGAACAAGUGGCGGAAAACCACAAAUAUAUGAUGACGCACUUGACAUAAGCGAACACCAUACUCAGACGAGAAGAGAAGGAGAGAUGAGUAAUAGCAUGGAAUCAUCAGAUACCAGUUUUUCCAAAAAGAGAACACCAGAACAUAAACUCAAGAAGAAGAAAUAUGCAGUAAUAAAGCAGGAUUUAUUUGAUAUAACAUCACCUACUGUUUUAAAUCAGACGAAGCAACUUAUGAAAGAUAUUUUGAAGAAGACUGGUAAACUUGAUGUAGAUCCAGAAACCACCAAGAGUUGUGACCAACCAAAAAUAUUUGAAUCAAGAUCAAGUGCAGACUCUAUUUUGAAUGUGAGACCAAAAAAUACAUUGAGGAAGAAGGUGUCAAGGCCUCAUGGGAAAAAUCCGUAUGAAUCUUUGAUGGGUACCAGCAAUAACGUUGAUCCUAUAGCUGAAUUAGAAAAUAAAACUGGAAAUGUUUCUUCAGGAUCAGCUAGUAGCAUUGCUCCAGUACCUAAAAAUGUCAGAUACAAUUUUAAGCAGAUACAUCUGAAGCAUGGUAUGUUUGACUCAGUAGUUGAGAAUCCUGUUGCUGAGGAUUCUGUUCGGAACAUGCAGGCGAAUGAUACAUGUACCAAUGAGCAACAGAAUAAAGACAUUUCUGCACAAAUGGAUGUUCGGAAAGCUCCUGCAUCAGCCAAAAUUGUUGGCAAAAGAAACAAAAAACAUUUUCCGCCCAAUUACUCUGAAUCAGUUAUUGGAAAUAAUGAUGGCAGUGCUGAGCAAAAUAUUGAGAAUCAGAACAAUGAUAUUGCCUUGGCUGAGAAUUAUGCCGAAAAUACAUUGGCAGCUAGUAUUUCUGCAGAAAUGGAUGUUCUGAAAGCUCCUGCAUCUGCUAAAAUCGUUGGCAAAAGAAACAAAAAACAUCUUCAGCCUAAUUACUCUGAAUUGGUUGUUGGAAAUAAUGAUGAAAGUGCUGAACAAAAUAUUGAGAAGCAGAACAAUUAUAUUGCCUUGGCUGAGAAUUAUGCAAAAAAUACAUUUGCAGGUAGUAUUUCUGCAGAAAUGGAUGUUCUGAAAGCUCCUGCAUCUGCUAAAAUUGUUGGUAAAAGAAACAAAAAACAUCUUCAGCCCAAUUACUCUGAAUUAGUUGCUGGAAGUAAUGACAAAAGUGCUGAGCCCACUGUUGAGAAACAGCACAGUGAUAUUGCCUUGGACGAGAAUUAUGCCCAAAAUGGAUUGGCAGCUAAUACAAAGGAUAGUGUAGAAGUUUCUGCCACAAAUUUAUUUAUAAUGAAGGUACUUGGUAAGAAAAUUGAUCCAGUGUCACCACACACAUUCGAGCUUUCAGGAAUGCAGGGGGAUUCACAUAAAAAUCACAACUUAGAAGGUAGUAGACAAACAAAUGAUGGGGACUAUAACCACUCAGUUGAUAAAUUAGUUAAAAGAAAAGCCUUCCAUGGCCUUAAACGUACCUCUGAAUAUGAUUGUCACACGUUACCUGAAUUUGGGAGACCCAUGGAAUCACCUAGUUAUUCUCUUACAAUCUCUAAAUUCAAACCAAAAAUUACAUCUUCUAAGAUCGUUGUGGAUAAAGAUGAGAUUAUAGAACAGUGUCCACCUACUCUGGCUGCACUUCAGCAAGAGGCAACAUCUAACAUGUUAAAAGUAACUCAUAAAGAGAAACAAACGUAUCAGUCAGAUAACCCCAUUGCUCACCAGCCAAGAUUUUCAGAUCAUGAGUGUGAGGAAACUAACUGUAAGGAAAGAAAGAAAUGUUAUAAUAGUGUUUAUGACAACACUCUGUCAUCAGAUUUAACAUUUGAUCCAGACAAUGUACCACAUUCAACAAUGGUGAAAUCAAGCAGUAAGAAGGAACAUCCACCUUCUGCCAUGCACAAAAUAGAGACUAAAACGAGAAGGAGCCUGGCAGCUUCAUUUCUGGAGUUAGUGCAUGUUUCCACAGAAAGUAGUGAAACAGUUAGUUCAGGGACAGAGAAAGCAGGUAUCAGAAAUAAUAAUUUCACAUUAAAUGGCAGGGAAAGUGGAAACGAACCAACUAUUGAAAAUAAAAUAAAUGUCAAUGGAAUGAAAUACAGUGAAUUAGAAACAAAUGAGCAUCACUCAAAUACUGUAAGGAAAGAUGCCAGUUUUGCUAACAAAAUUCCUGUGCCAGAAAACUUACAUGCUGUGUCAGACCACAAACCCAUUACAGAAAGCAUUCCCUCAAACGUUUUGAAUUUCCUAACAUCAAACUACAGGACAUCAGAACAGUCUGCUUGUGAUAACGAUGUUAGUCAAGUGUUGGGACAUGUGAGAAACAAAACCAAAAGCUUGGCAAAAAGUAGAUCCUUAAAUUCUCAAGACGAAUUAAUCAAUGCAGACAGUAAAAAUGAGAAGAAAAAGCAAGGAAACAAUAAAAGUGCUCCUGGUGAACUUACAAACUCUCCUGAUCAUAUUGUAUUCCAAAAAAUGGGGUGUGAUACCAAACAGAGUGUAUCUUUGCCUUGUAUGGGAAGCAUUUCUUCAUACUCUACUAGUAAAGCACAAGAAAAGUGUCAAAGUCAUGCUGAAAUUGACCAGAUAUCUCCAUUUAACACAUUUGCUCAGAAAAUUUGUAAUUCAGAAGUUGAAGAGCUUAAUCUGAGAAAGAGUGACAAAGCAAGUUUGAGAGCUGAGAGCAGAAAGUCUUCAAAUUAUUCGUAUGUGGCAGUUUCAUCUAGUAAAUUGAUUGAGACAGAUGUCUCAACCAGCAAAAAAGGCAGUAACGUGAGGAGUAUCACCAAAAUGACAGGUGCUUCCAUAGAAAAUAAAACUGAUUAUGCAGUAGCAUCUAAUUUUAGUGAGGAACACUGUACAUCGAAAGGAACACCAGAAUUAAGAGAAUUAUCUUCUCCUUUUCUGUCAGCAUCUCAUAUAAAUAAAACAUCUCACAAGGAAAACUUCUCCUUGAGCAUUAGAAACAGCAGUGAAGUAAGAAAAAAUGUGAACAAAAAUUCAACAGCUAACAAUGUGUCAAAUGCAAAAAUUGUUAACUCAGAUUCACCUCGUUUCUCUAAAGCAAAUAAUGGUAAAGGGCAUGAUGAGUACUUGAAAGACAGUUUCCACAGAAACAGGCAAACCGAAAAUGAGAAACAAAGUUUUUCUGACACCCAACCACAACUGACAGAUGAUGAUGAUGAUGAUGAUGAUGAUGAUGAUGAUGCAAACGGUGCAGAAGGAAGGACUUCAGUGGUUAUCGGAGGGUUAAGAGAAUUGACUACACCUCCUCGCUCAGCAUCUCAGAUAAAUACAUCUCACAAGGAAAACUUCUCGCCGAACACUGAAAACAGCAGUAAAGCGAGAAGUAAGGAAAACAACAAAAAUUCAAUAGUUAACCCUCUUUCAAAUGCUAAAAUAAUUCACUCAGUUUCAUAUGGUCUGUCUAAUGCAAAUAAUGAUAAAACGCCAAAUGAUGACCACUUCAAAGACAGUAUAAAUAGAAACAGCCAAAUGAGAAGUGAAAGACGAAGCUAUGUGGACGUCCAUCCACAACCAAUGGUAGAUAAUGAUGCAGAUGGUACAGAGGAGGAGAGACGAGUGAUUAACAAAGUGCCUCCAGAGGAAAGUAAAUGUAUUAUUCACCAAAAAAAAUCAGAUCUCAAGCAAACUCAUGGUAAAACAACAGUACACGCUCGUUUCUUGAUUGACGGUGAACCAUAUCACAAACCUAAACUGGCACGUCCAAAGCCUUGGAUUAAUCAGAGAUUUUAUAAUCAUAUUUUACCAAAAUUUGACAGAAAAUUUGGUCUCAAUGGUAGUGUAAAGUGCGAAGAGUUUGUAAAAGUACUUUGUACCGAAGUUACGGCUUGCAUUCGUGAAAGAAAAAAUUGGGAUGUGCAUGUAUACAGUGUACAAAAGUUACUCAGAAAAUACUUAUCAGUAAACACUUAUGCACACUACCUUAUAUUUGGGGAAAAAUAUUUACCAGAUGAGUUUGUUUUCAAGGUGGGUCUGACAUAUGAAAAGCAUUAUAGAAAUAAAUGAGAAUAUUUGAUGUAUUUGAUAUAUAAUAGACUAAUUACUGUAAGUCUGAGGAUUUUUGAGUACCAGAUCAAAAUAAGGAGUGGCCAGUGGUUGUGUGGUCAAAUCUCAUAAGUGUUAUCUCAAAGGAAUUAAUCAAUUAAGAGGAAAAUUGUGUCCUGGUAUCAUUCUUGGGUUAAUUUGUUAAUAACAGUUCUAAACUGUAUAUUACUUAGCAUAUUUUAUAUGUAAUUUAAUCAUAACAGUAAGUAUAUAAUACCUCAUUGGUUCUAUGUGUAUGUAAAUAGAGCCAAAAAAAUAUUUAUUUACAUUGUACAUUUAUAACAAUUGUUAAUACAUUCAACACCUUAUGUGGCCAUUCACUUGAAUUAAAAAUUAUUGUAGUUCUGUAGUUAUUUAUAUUAUAUACAAAUAUUGUUUCAGAUGCAUUGUAUAGUGCAAGAUUUUGUGAUGUAUUAUAUUAUGAAUAGUAAUACCGAGCUGUCACAUUGUACAUGACAAGGGAGUGGUCAAGACGUGUCAUAAGCAAUCCUGUGUUGAAAUUUGUUAGUAAAUUUUCCAGAAAAAUCCAUGUGCAAUAUUUCAGCUGUUGGCUUGCACUGGAAGUUGCAAAAAAAAAUUAUGAAAUAUGACUUUUCACACGUGGGUUCCGCACCUGAAACUAUCUAAGCUUACAUUCCUGAAAUCUAUGGAACCCACAGAAAGUGGUCUCUGGGAUUUGGAAAGAGGUUGGAUAUGCAUUACACAUAAUUAAAUUGUGAUACAGUGAAAUGACUUUACUAUUUCAGUGCCAAUUUUAACUAUCAACUUAACAUUGUGAACUAAAACAUCAAAUUUGAGUUUCUCUGCAGGUAUUCUUCAGUGGAGUAGAAAUAGUUGCCUAACAGAAAGUUCUUUCACUCUUCAGCUCCACCAGCUGAUCAGAUGACAUUCAAUGUGCUCUGGUUGUUGAUAGUGUAUGUACCCAACUACCUGUAAAUUAAGGCUGUGAUCUAUAUGUAGUUCUAAAAUGUAACAAUACGUUCUGCUUCUUGGAUUUCAUUGUUUGAGAACCCUAUUUUCAUAGCUUGUGGAGUUCUACAAGCACUGAAGUGUAUGUACUGGGUCUGCCAUUUAGCUGUGACCCAUUUACUGCUGUUUUUUGAAUAUGGAGACUGGACUACUUUUCAUUCCUAUACUUGUAUCAUUUGUAAAAAGGACGAAAUCUGCAUCUUAUGAAACAACAAGUAGAAGAUCGUUUAUAUAUGUCAGAAACAAGAGAGGACCGCAAAUUGAACCUUGUGGUAAACUGCUCUCUUAAAAUUCUGAGUGCCUGUUGUCAUCUGAUUGACAUGGAACUGCAGCUCAUUGCUUUCUGUCAUUCAGAUACGAAAAAAACCACAAACCUGCCAUCUCUGACUUUCCAUAAUAUUUUAACUUUUGUGUUAGGAUAUUGUGGUUCACACAGUCAAAAGCUGUGACUAGGAGGUUGCACCUGGCUAUCUGACCUAUCUCCAGACACAUCUUGGGCCUGGAAUAGAAUUGUCUUGAUGAGUCCCACUUUGAAUUAAACCCCAAUGAUCAGCAAAGCAUUGUCUGGGGACACCACAGACAGAGUGGAUAUCAACGUGACUUGUCGCCUGGCAUAUGGCCUGACAGCCAGGAGGGGUGGUCUGUGGUGCCAAUUUUCCCCCACCCUAGCAGAAUCCCUUUGGGUACCAUCAGCAGCACCCUUACAUCACAGCAGUUUGUCAAAAAUAUUCUACGCCCUGUUUUGUGACCCUACAAGAUGAGCCAUCUUGGGCUUCCCUUUCAGCAAGAUAAUUUCCUCCCGCACAUGGCAGCAAGGUCACUGUAUCUCCCCAAUCGAGAAUAUUUAGAGUAGGGGUUGGCAAGUAAUUUUAGAUGGAGUCUGGAUACUUUCAAAUAUUUUUAUCGAGGUCCAGAAGAGAAACCUCAUAUUCCUUACUAACCUUUUAUUUUAAUUUUCACUCACAAAAUAAUAUGAAAUACAUUAAAGAGGCAUAUUUGUAUUCAAAAGUCCAGAAAAAUCUCGUAUUCCAUACUAUUUUUUUACUUUAAUUUUCACUCUCAUACUAACAUGGAAUACAACACAGAUAUAUUUGUAUUAAAAAAUCCA
Messenger RNA from Schistocerca gregaria, 7227 nucleotides. RefSeq lists its product as uncharacterized. NCBI's taxonomy places the organism in Eukaryota, Metazoa, Arthropoda, Insecta, Orthoptera, Acrididae. The transcript is spliced from 4 exons. Bases 492 to 5111 code for a protein of 1539 amino acids. The record is from RefSeq and is a predicted model, not a curated record.